Messenger RNA from Xyrichtys novacula (pearly razorfish), 26231 nucleotides. The record is from the annotation of a GenBank genome assembly. Lineage: Eukaryota; Metazoa; Chordata; Actinopteri; Labriformes; Labridae.
AUGGCUGCUGUAACAAGCCCGGAGACGAGCCCUCAACCCCGGGUGUAUUUCCAGACGCCGGCCGGCACCACAGAGGAGCCGGAGACACCGGUUCGGAAGCAGGGACGAGUAACCGUCAAAUACGACCGCAAGGAGCUGAGGAAGAGACUGAACCUGGAGGAGUGGAUUAUCGACCAGCUAACGGACCUCUACGACUGUGAGGUAAAGACCCAAACAAUAACCGGCCACGAACCGAUCGAAGGUAUUGAUCAGGCGGCUCGGCUAAGUAAUUGGGCUCCACGGUACAGCCCAUAAGUCAGUUUAUCAGGUCUGGAACUUGUCGGUCUGUCUCUUCCUACAGCAAACUGUUGAUAAAGCAAUAUAAAAAGGCCCUUUGUCGCUGCUUUUGGCCUACCCUCGCUUGUUCUAUAGCCUAUAGUAUGCAGGCCAUAUGGAAGCAGAUGAGGUAAUGUGGGGGGGAAUUAGCAGGGGGGUGUGCACAUAAAAAAGAAAAGGAAAAAAAAGCCUUUAAACUUGAGGCGUUUAAAGGUAACAGUGAAAUUGUUGCGACUCAACUCACUCCCCACGCUCACAGGUUGGCUAAAUGUAGCUGAAGAUGCUUUAUAGCCUCAUCAUGAAACAAGCGGCAUGUGCUCCCUGCUCUGAUUGGCUAAAGCUGUUUAAAGCACACCUGUGAAUUAAUUGAAUCCAAUAUGAUUGGCUGACCGGAAUGUACCACUUAUGUCAUGCUGUAAGGAGGAAAAUAAAUUUUUAAGUAGCUUCUGCAGAGGUGUUUGAUGAUUUGGAGUUGUUACCAAUGAGUUAUAAUUGUAAAGUAGUUGAAAGUCUUUGCAGAAAUAGUUUGAAAAGCAGAGUGUAAAUGUCUUUGGGUUGUUUUUGCAGGAAUUGUUGUUAAAUGUAACUAGGACUGGGCAAUAUGGUAAAAAUUUUAUCAUGAUAUAUUUUUUUUCAUAUCAGUGGAUAUCGAUAUAUAUGACAAUAUAAGAAAUGAAAUUUAACAGUGCUUAUUGGUCUCUACAUCUGUGAGGUCUUUGUGUCUCUUCUACGUUUUGUCCAGUGUUGUUUUCGUUGAGAAAAAUAUUUUGUCAACGCCUGUUUUUUUUUUUUUCAACGACGAAGACGUGGCGUUUACGAGCUAAACAUAAGUCUUAGAUGACUAAAAUGUGACGAGACGAAUGUGCAUUUACGUUGACGAGACUAGACUAGACGAAAACGUUAAUAGUGGACGACGGACAGAGUUGCAAAAUUCAUGAGCAUUUCGUCAAAUGCUAAACAUAAAUUCUGCAGUGUUGUUUUUGUUGACGAUGACGUUAACGGAAUAUUUUCGUCAUCGUCAACGAAAACAACACUGGUUUUGUUACAAGACGUUGCGCUAAAGAAAGCGGACUGAGUAGUCGUUUGUUUCCGCUGCACAGCCGCCAUGGGCUCCUUAAUAAGAUUUGAGGUAUUCCCCGACUUUGCGAGAACAUGUACUCGUCAUAAUUUGCAGUGCACAUUACUCUGCUUCAUAUCCGACCUAAAGAAAACAAAAUAUGUUUUCCGGCCAGUGUUGUCGACGAUGUUGUCAUAUGUUAAACCCUUAUCUGCAUUUCUGCUGGGAGUAGUACUCAUUUUCUUUUUUUCUCACUGACAGUUCUGUCGGCUCCACAUGUUAAAGUGCUAUUGUUGAGUGUAGCUGCUGUCUGACACUACGCAGUUGUUUGCGACUCGGUUCUAAUUCAGCACAUGAUUGGUUCAGCACAAAGAAACUCCCCUUUUCAUUGGCCACUCGUAUAGUCUACCAAAACAUGGCAGAAUGCCAACUAUUAAAAAGCAAAUUGACUAUGUUUUAUAUUGAUAUCAAGGGAAAUUAAUUUUCGAUAUAUAUUAUCGAUUUAUCGCCCAGCCCUACAUGUAACAUCAUUUUAAUUGCAAACUUUAAAGUAAGGCUAAAUGUAACCAGUGGUGUGGGAGACACUUCUUUCAGACAAAGCUGUGGUGGGCCAACACAAGAUAAACGAGGUGAUACUGAUGAGUCAAGGUGGGGGGUCUCUGCACUAAUUCUUGUCAGGGGGAUUCUCUUAAUGAGUCCCUGUAGUAAUGAUGAUCAGUUCUAGCUAGCUAACUGAACACUCACUCUAUCACACAUCAAACCCUUGGUCAGGGUGACGCAUGGCGAUCCAUGCAGUCAUAACGUUUCCUGACGGCAGCUGUGGUGUGGCUGCUGGCGUCAGUAGUUGGUAAGCUCAUGCCGACUCUACUGAGCUGGCAUUGACCCACAUUCUAUUCCUAGCGUGAGGAAUACAACGACUUAACACGUUCAGAGAAUUCCUGGUAGGCUAACUGUGUGAGAAGAGUCAGGAGUGCAAAAGGCUGGAGGCGAUAUCACACAUUCACAUACAAGGUUAGGAUGGUCUAUGGAGGAUUUAAGAGUUUGACUUUGACUUUGUUUGUGCAGAGGAAAACAGAAAAAAGGCAAGUUAGUUUCUUGCUCUUGUUUUCCAAAAGUUUCCACUCAUCUUCAGCCUGGAUGUACCUGAGGUUCUGUUGUACCUGCGGUCGCCAACUGGCAACAAAAACUCUUUAGGAGGUCCGGAUGUCCCCACAUUAACACGUAGAAGUCCAAAAUCCAAUCUGACAAUCUCUAACUUGUUUUAACCAGAUACACGCCUCUGUCAAACAUGAGUGUAGCUGUGUGUCCACUUAUCUUGAAAACCGAUCCCCCUCUUAUGAUGUAGUGUAAAAACCAGAUCUUGUAUCUGGAGUUCUUGUUUUCAUCCUUUUUUCCAUUGAGUUUUUAUUGUGGCGAGAGAUGUGGGUGAUAAUAAAGUAGCAGGGAUAUUAUACUACAGAGACCCACAUGCCAGCAGAGGUGAUUAAAUGGCCUAGAGAGGAUUUGAAAUCAAUGCGCUUUGAUUGUCUGCCAAUAAUUGAUUAAAUGCAUUACUAUAGAGAGCUGUGCCAAGUCAAAAAGUAUGAAUAAAUAAGCUCUGGAUUAAAAUGCUCCCAGCCUUUAGUUUGACCUUUUAUAAUUCACAAGAUAAAUGUUUUUAAGAAAUCCAAUCUUUCUAUUUGCUUAUGAAUAAUCUUAUAGUGCAGGACCCAGGUAGUUGGUAGCAGAUAGUGCACAGGAUAGAUAUUUCCAAGGGUAUAUCAGUAAUUCAUUGACUGAUCCCUCAUCCAUCUUUCAUUCACUAAUCCACUUGGUCUUUCAGUCACGCAUGCUUUUAUGCACUGAUGCUUGAUUGUUAGUCUGUUUUCCAGCUGAACAGGGCCACACAUGGUCUGAAGAGCCACACAAACAGGUGCUGCAGUUGCAAAUGAGACCUUAGAGAAUGAUAGUAAGAAUCUCAUUAAGUCAUUUAAAGUCAGUGAAGAUCUUAUAAAAACAGUUUACAGGUACGCUACAGUUCUCUUGUUCAUACAUAGUAAUGAUGCCUAUUUUCUGCUACCAUCCAUCCACAGUGGUUCCCCCCUUUUCAUUGUCACUAUCCCAUCCCUGCCUAGACAACAAAGAGAUUAAUUUACAGUCGGUUCACUCAUGGAGACACGUUGGGCUCAUUUAGACGGUGAAAUGUGGAGCACGUGCUGCUAAACACUGUAACUGGAGAGGCAGCUCUAGCCGGUCAGAGAGCAGAGUGGGUUUUUGGAAAACCCUGUUCACUGACAAAAGACACAGAGCAUGUGGCCUUGAAUCUGACUCCUGUUUUCUCUCCCUUUACCGCUCCUUCGCUUCAUCCUCUUCUUUCUUGUCUUGUGACUCAUUUAAUACCCCCGUUCUUGUAAUUACUCAACAUUAUUUGCCAUCUUAUUAUUUCUGGUCUAUUCUGGAUGCAGUUUUUGACUAUUAAUACAACCACAUGGAGUUUGUUCAACUGGGAAUUCAUUAUGAGCUAUUUCCCCAUUCAUAUAAUCCCCUUUAAACAUGCUACAAGCAGUCAGCCAGUCUUUUUCUGCCAGCUAGCCUGUCAGAUUUUCAUCCAGCCACUUAGUCAGCCUACCAGUCAGAGUUGCUAUGGGUAAUAGUAAGGAGCUGGGCCUUAAUAUGAUUCCAUGGCAACAAGGCUUGUAAAAAAAAAUGUUUAUGUUGGUUAACCACGCAGUGGAAAAUAAGGUUGCAUCCUUUUAGUAAAAGAAAGCUCAGUGAAAUCCCAUCAUUUCCCAGAAGCCCCUGAUUCCAUUGUCUUUCUAUGAGACAUUAUAAUUAGAUCAUUUCAAUUAUUAUAAUGGAAAGCUUUUGUUAAUACCUGCAGAUGAUGUUAAUGUGCCAUUUGCUUUGUGGAAGAAACAAUCCCUUGGAUUUGUCAAGAUGCCCAAUGAUUCCCGACCAGAGUACGGCUGCAGCUGUUCGAGGGAAUGUGGAAAAUGAAGAUUGGGCUGAGUACUAUGAAGGGGGGAAAUGAACACAUUUUAUGCUUAUAUAGUAGUUGACUAUAUGUGAAUGUAAGCUAGCUAUUGAGAGUGGAAAAAAGCAGUUAACUGGCAAGCUAGAAGUCUAAUGUAUGGUAAGAAAGGAUGGUUACAUAUAACUAGAAGUUCAGGAAUAAUUAUGAAAACAGUAAGCAAGAAACACAAUGAGAGUUGAUGCCACUAAAAGAAUUGAAAAACUCCACCAAUACAGUGUUUUACUAUGUAUUCUGGACUUGCAUUACUGAAAAAAUUUCAUAUCAUGCAAUGCUGGACAAAGUUUAUUUUAUUUGUUUGUGUCUGAUUUUGUUGCUUACCUCCUUCUUUAAGACCAGAGCAAGGAGGAAAGACAGUAAUAUUUACCAUCAACUAAAUACUUUCUUCUAUUUAGAUUAGUCUAACUUCAAAAAAGUAACGCUAGCUGAUGCCCAUGUUUUCGCACACUACAGACAAUUAGUUAGCCUCUCGCUAACUUGUUCUUGAUUGUUUUGGUAAGCGAUAUAAUAGGAAAAUUAGAAAGAAGCUCAAGCUAAAAAACGGUCACGAUCCCACCCUAUUUGUUAUCCACAAUGUUAUUGAAUUGCAUCCUUUAUCAUUACUUUGAUUCUAUUGAUUAAUUGGAAAAUUAAUAGAAAUGAAUGAAUAGCUAAAAGACGAAACUUGUAUAGUUAUGAGAGUAAUAAACUGUUAUAUUAAAAAGUAAUAAAAUGGGUGAGAGAAACUGUUGGUUUAGUAGCCUUUGGAUCAGUGGUGAAACAGCUUGAAGUAGGCCUUGUGUCGUUAGCAUCGAGUAAGAGAUAAAAGCUUUUAAAAUCACAUGAAAGUUAAAGAGAAAUGGUAAAAACAUCUCAACAGUAUGAAACCCCUUGAUUUAAUGUUAAGUUAAUGUCCCGUUUAAAAUCCAUUGAUAUUAAGCACAAUAAGUAGCUUUGUGAAGAGGGUUAUUCGGGGACUUGCGUUCAUGGAAUAUGAGUGUGCAGUUAAAAAACUUGAAUUUCAAAAUUUCCACCUUUCACAUUAUGCUGAAUUCCUGAUUUCUGGGUAUUGAGCCUCUUCAGUAUUUCUGCCUUUUUGUAUUAGUAGAGCGUUAGCUUCUGCUUGGAAAGUAAAGCAGGGAUUACUCUCUCCAAGUUCACAACUUCGACAAAAUUUCACUCUGGCCUUGAAAUUACCGUCUCCAUGGUAACUGUGCUGUUAAAAUUUGCAUUUGUCAGACUUAUUCUCUCAGUUGUCUGGAGCUUACCGGUAUCUACAGAGUUAACAGUGGAGCGAGUGGGCGGACCAAUCCCCAAACUCCAGGGUCCUACGUGGCCACACACACACACACACACACACACACACACACACACAUCCACACGCAAACACAGAUGGGGAUAGGAGCAGAACAGAGGCAGGAUUGGUGAGCGAGAAUGCAAUAAACGGGGGAAGAAAAGGAAAAAAACCUACAGGGGAUGGCAAGAAGAGUAGGAAAAAGAAGUGGGAGUGGGCAGGGAUGUCAGAGUGGGAGAAAGUGUUUUUGUAACAUGUGUCCUCUGCUAUUACUUUCUUUACACUCUUAAGGGGGAUUUCACAAGUUGUAUAAUGGUAGUGAUCUUCAGUUGCCCUUCAUGAGCACUGAAAACAAUGCAGUGACUUCUGUUCGGACAUCACUUUCAAAGAACAAAAUGACUCUUUCUCUCACGACACAUUUGUAAAUGUAUUAUUCCUUGCUAUUGUUUAAUCCCCCUGUGGUUUGUUGUCUUCACAGCCAAAAAUCAAUCACAAAGGUGAUGUUUCCUGUCAGGUCAACAUGCAUCCUGGUGUUGCAUGUCAGAGGUGAAUGUGUGAGGGGAAGCCCAGUUGUUAGAACAGCUGUAAUUUCAUACAUUUUCUGCUCAUGGACUAAGUUGGCAUCAUCACCUUUUUUAAAGGACACAAAAACAUAGACAGGGUGUGAAAUAUGUGCUUGAACCUUCAACUUAAAGGUCUGAAUACCAAUCAGUAUUACCCGGUUUCACUCAGUCUGCAUAAGGGGGUGACUACAAAGAGUGGUUGUUAUACGGCGGGAGUGAAAGACUCCAGUGUGUCUUUGUAAACACCCCCAUGCCAGCACACACAGACACACACAGAUUUGGACAGGGACACACACACACACACUCACACAUCGUGUUAAUAGGUUGCAUGUGGUUGUACAUUUGUACGUAAGACACAUGUUUCGGGAUGAGUCAGCGAACUGUAUCCUGACCAUGUGAGGUUUUAUAAAGAAUAAGUCAACCAAGUUAGAGAUAAGGCCAAGAAUAAUUUUAGUGAGCGAGACAGAGCAUGUGUUUAGGUCAGUGUGUGAGUAAGAACGGAAGGAAGUAAAGAACACCGAGCACGAGGAGGCACAGAUGAAGAAAGAUUGGGAUGAGAGAGAGAGAAUGAGGGAUGUGAGUCAUUCAGGGGAAUGUUUAUGCAUGUUAUUACAGGAAGUGUGUCAGAAACCCAAACAGUAUUCAGAAAAAUGGACAACAUUAAAAUACCAUUUUCCCCAAAAAGACAACUUAUGUACUGCUUGAUUUACACAAACGGCAUGUAGGCCUGGAAACCUUCCUUUGUCAACUGGGUAGGUUAUAUUAAUGUGUAAACGGUUAAUCACUUAAGGAAGUCAUUUUUUCCUUAGGCAAAAUUCUUGUCAUUAUAAAGGUCCUUACACACCAGGACCGAUGCAAAUAUACAACGUGAAAUUACGAAAUAUUCGGAGGCGAAUUUUGACACGCCUGACUAUACACAUCAAGCCCGAUGAGAUUUUGUGACUUUUCGGGGGGGAAAAAGACGCGUCCCAGGUGGAAGCUUACGAGCUCAAGUUACUUAGCACAGAUGAAAGUUAAAACAAAGACGUUUAGCAAAUUGUUAAAGCACACAAACUAUCCUUCAGGUCGCUAUCUUUGUAAUGUUUGUGUCUUUUAUCAAAAAGCACUCUGUUCUCCGACACAUAAACAUAAACAGGCCAUGUUGGAUAUACCGGUGAAUCUGACGUCGCAACAACACGCAAUCUGAUUGGUCAGAAGUGGACACACAGAAUGCCAAGCUUUAGAAAAUAUGACAGUGAUACAAAUAAAUAAUUGCUGCAAUAUUGCAGGAUGGGAAAACGUCGCUGAUGUGAACGCUUGUAUUGACAGGAUACAGGUUCGAAAAAAAAUUGACGUCUGAAAUAAUCGCACGUCAAAAACGGUCCUGGUGUGUAAGGACCUUUAGGCAGGGGACUCUGGAUUGUGGUGUUUGAUGCAGACUGCAGCUGCAUGUGAGCUGCUGGUGUCCUCUGAUUAAGUUCAGUCCUGUAAUGCUGUUGCUAAGUCCCACUUUUGACAGCAAUAGUUCUCUAAAUUUGUCGCCAGGGGUUCAGAGUGGACAUUCCACAUGGUAACACGGGAUUUUCCCUGAUCUCCAGUAAGUAUAGAAGAUUCUUCCCCUACUGUCUGCUCUGUCAAGUCUAGUUCUAUCCUUGAAAACUAUCAUUCAAAUAUGUGUCCUAAACCACUUUUGAGUUUAUUGUAAUUUUGCUUCUUUCAAAGUAUAGUCCGGAAAAUUUUCCCAAAAGUUGACUUGGAUGCUAAUGUAAAAUAUUUGGGACAAACCAACUUUAGAAACUACAGUUUGACCAUCGUAGUGCAUAAGAGCAGUGUAUUGUGUCCCAACAAACAAACAAACAAGUAAUCUAAAAAGUACCCAAGUAUAAUGUCAAUAAACGAUUGCUAUGUCCACAUGCAAAUGGACUCAAUUAGUGGGCAUGAGUACAUUGGCAGUUAUCAUUCGGUCGUUAUUUUCGCACUAACAUUGGUGGCAAGAAGACAAAUGGUAGCAACAGGUGUAAACAUCCUUGUCUUUGAAUAAUCCCCAAAUUAUCCUAUUUGAUACUAUACGAUCUAAGACACACCUUUUUUUUUUAAUAUUAUAUAGUCAAACAAAGAAAAAGUCAUUGUUAAAAAGCCCUGUGGUAGUUUGAGUGCGUGGGUUAUGCAUUAACAUGUGCCUUGUCAUGUGUCGCAGGGUAGUCAGCACAUGCUUAACACCUUCCCUCCCUGUCAAACCCUCCAGUAUUAUGUUUCAGUUCUAGCUAAGCCUGAUGAGCUUGUCAUUCCAUCCUCUAACUGUCACACACGAUAAGGCUGUCGGUCAGGUUUAAAGGGUUUAAACAAAAGCAUUUUAAGUCGAUGAUCACGCGUCAACAGUUGCAGUUAGCUUGAUGAGGAAAUAGGGAUGCCUGCAGCUAACACAGUACCAGACAGUAACUAGUUUAGUUCUAUUAGACAGCUUACAAAGUUGUGCUAAACAGGUUUGUACGUUACGUUAAUGAACCCUUUCAUCUACUGUUGAUUCACACGAGCACUCCUCUUGGUCCAUGUCUGGUCACUGGGCUUGGUUAGUAAUUGCGUUUUUAAACUGCACACAUGCUUUUAAUAGCAGUGUUGCAAUAGCUCAAGCACCCAUGAGACGGCACUUUAAAGGCGCAUAAGAGUGGUGUAGCUUGGAGCUCAAGCCAGUGUUAUUCUUAUGUGACUCCAGGGUGUUUCAAAUGAGCACUGCUACGAGGCUUUAGUGGUUUGUGUUUGUUUGCCUCAAUGCUGAAAACAUAUUUGAACAAUGAAACUGACGAAGCUACUGUCUGAAAGUUGCUACUAGCAUUGGAAGCAGCUUGCAUGCACCACUUGUAAAGAGGCAUUAUCAUCACAAAGUCUCUUUGCAACCAAUGCCAACCCCCCUGAAGGUUGAGUGAGGUAACACAGAUCCACUCAGGAGGGUAUUUUAGUCCCAGGAGGUGCAUUAGAGCAGAUGCCAGUUGAGCUGAUAGUUAACUGCAGGGAAGCAAAUGUCUGUAUAUUGCUUUAUUCACUGUUUUUUGUGUAAGUUUGUGUACAGUGUGUGCUUUGUAGGCUGAUGACAAACUGUACUUGCUUGGGUAUGCUAUAUAUUCAAAGGUGAUGAUGGUUGAUGUCAUAUAAGUAGUUUUUAAUACAGGAUAGUUGUAGCUUUCAGCAAGAGGUAAUAGUUUGGGUAAAAGGAACAGAUUGUUCAGAGCACUGGCUCGAUGUUUACACCGCCAGUGACCCAAUGUCAGUCUCAAGCAGGCAGACAGCCACAGAUAAAGAGGUCAGACUGCUGUCGCCGUGUUGGCGUCAUAUAUCCUCCAUGAUGUCAUCUCUGUGAGACACCUAACUUAAGCUUUUGUGAUAUGGCAGUGUAAAAAGUCAUGUUGUGUGGGGAGGAAAUAAAUGUGUAAACUUGGUUUGGACCCUCUCUAUCAUUAACUAAAACAUCUGACAGUACAGUUGUAUUCCUUUAAGUGUUGUUUCUCUAGACAGACAGGCCUCUUUUAAUAUAUCAUGAAACACAAAGUGUACAUUUGCCCUUCAGGGCCAAGUCAAAUUCUGCAAUCUGAUUCAGCCGCUAAGCAGGAAGAAGGAACUAACCUUAUUUGGGCAAAGGCCUGAGUGACAGGUAUGAUAAAGUUACUGAUUCAUCAGGAAGGGAAUUAGUCCUGUUCUCUCUCUCACUCAUACUCCCACAGUGUCUGAAUUAGUUUGAGUAAUCACUGGACAAAUCAAAACAAGUUGUUCCCCUCUAGUGUCUGGUUCUUGUUAUCAAGUCUGAUCAGGAUUAAAAAAAAACAUUAAUAGAUGACUAAAUACUUAUUUCCAGCCAACUUUCAAGCCUUUAGGGGAUUGUUUUUUUAUGUACAGAAAGAUUUUGAGUGGAUUAUGACUUUAAUCUACUUAGAGUUGCCAUGAAACCCUUUAGAAUAGUGUAAUCCUGCUUUUGAACAAGCCUUAAAGAAUGAUGGAAUUACCUGGCAGCCUAAUAAAUGACUAAGUGUUCACAAGUGGGCGAAUAAACAACAAAGUCUUUCAACAGCUUUUAUGCACUUUAAAAAUAAAUUUGGCUUCAAGUGUUUAUUUUGUAGUUACACAUUUAAACGAACAAGCAGGUUCUUAUAGGCAGAGAUAAGACACACGUGAAACAUGCAUCUUCAAACUGUUGAUGAUAAAAAGCAAAGGCUCUGGGUCAGAUGGUAUUUUUUCAAAGUUUGAAAAGGACACUCAAGAUAUUUAUCAAAACAUAUGAUUAAGGCCUCUAAACUAUCAUUAAUAAAUAUGUUACGAUAGGGAUUAGCAAGGCCCCAGUUUGGCGAACAAGCUAAGUUGUGUGUUCUUUCGUGUUGUAAAAGGGCCUACACUUUUGAAACGAGUUCAACACAUUUCAGAUUCAACAUACUUCAAAACUAUGUCAACACUGCUGCUUUUGCAAAAUUAAAGAUGAACUCACAGAUGGGGAAAAACGAUUUUUUUGCUCUGAUUUAUUCUUGUUGAGUGUAAGACAGAUGCAAUAUUUUAGCAGGAGCCCCAACAGAGUGGAGCAGUAUGGAAAUAAAUAUAAAAACAAAAUUAAAAGUUAUAAGCAGGUAUAAGUUUACAUCUUUUAAGUGUUGUGAUUUGAGUGCUCUAGUGGUGUUAGUUUAUUUUAGUCUCUUUUAACGAAAAAUGUUAGGAAAGCACAGACCUUUAUUUUCAUUAUUAUUUAUCUCAUGUUAAGUUAUACAGUUAAACAAAGUGUCCUGCCGUUGUCUCUCUCAUCUUACAGAGCUCCACAAUAAAGCAAAAUAAUCAGUGGGUUGAGUUCUUUUACAAACUGAUCUCUUAUCCUGACAAUAACUUGCCCCAGAGCAAGUUACUUGUCUAUCAGAAGUUACCAUGGUGAUAAACUUCGGUCAGCAGUAGUACUAAAAACUCCAUAGGUUAACUUCAUAUCAGCAAAUCACGAUUUAUAGUACACCACUGAGUUUUGAAGCAAAACAUAAAAGCUACUUCACAAAAACUCUCACCCUCAAAAAAGUAUGAGCUUCAGUAAAUGUUAUAUUUCUGGAUAUCAUUGCAGCUUCAUAAAAGUGUGUAGUCUUUUUACACACUUCACUCUGUCUGCUAAUUGGGUGAGAAAGUGCUGCUGAAUCAAACUGAAUACAAACUUCACUCUCUUUAAGAUUUUAAUGAUGUUAGGAUGUUUGUCUUCUCUGGACCGGUCAGAUAUAGAACCUUCUGGUCACAGUAAACAGAUUACUGUCUCGUCUGGAGUCCUGUUAAAGGGUAAUGACCUUAUGGCUGUGGCCACUUGUGCGAACUGUAAACUUCAUUUCUCCAGGAAGAACACUAAGACAAAGCUCUGAUUUAGAGGGAGAUACUUCAUUUUUGAAACAAACAAUAAACAUACUCCAAAAAAAAGUUUCCCUUUCUCUGUCUUUUCAGAGUAUCUUUGCACAACUUUCUUCCUCUACAUACACAGUUAGCAAAAAAAUCUCUUUGUCUCGAAAAAGGAGAUACCAGGGGUUCAACUGCAGAGUAGGAAAAAGUAUAAAAAAGCAGGUCCAAAGGCAAGGGCUGCCUGACAGUGCAGGAAGUAGGGAAAGUAUUAGAAAGUUCUGUUUAUAAUAAACGUGAUGUUUACUUCAUUUAACUGCUCAUCCAAAAAAAAUCAGAACUAUUACUUCAAGGGUUAAACGAUGAUCCUACUUAUUACUAAUACAUAAUAUAUCUCUCAUAGAUACAAGCUAACCUCAAAGAAGUAUUAGGUUGACUUAGUAGUAUAGUUUUAUCCAACUAUCUGUAUUCUAUCUGCUUUAUUUUAUGUUUUUGAUCUGAGAGCAAACUGCCUCAAUAUUAGCAGUCAUUAAUAAGAAAAGUCAGUAUUUGGCUGUUGUUUAAAAAGUCAGGCUUUGUGUGGGUGAUCGGUCUGCAUGAAAGACUUAUAAUUUUCUCUAAUCCUUUCUGAAACCCAAACUAAUUACGUCUCAAUACCUGCUGAGUAAGUUAAAUGGCUCUAAAGCAUAGAGUUCCUUUUGUGGGGUGGAGGAAAAUCAAUGGAAAAGUUGCUGAUUUUUGGAGGCUGAAUGAUUUUGAAGGAUUUCCAAACUCCACUCAUGUAAAGAGCUAAGAUAUUCAUUGAACGGCAUGCCAACUGAAUAAGUAAAUGAUCGAGCCCUCGGGUUGUUUUAGGAGUACUUGCCAAGAGUGACAUAAUUCCAAAUCUGCUGUAAUCCUUGUUUGUAUGCAUUCUUACUUUAAUCUGCACAUAAUCUCAUCUCUUAGACCAAUUGUCGUAGAAAUGACUCUGCUGGCUUGAAGUACUGGCAGAUGUUUGUUUUUUUGUGUGUGUUAACUUCCUUCUCCACUUUCCUGCUGGUUUUUGGUCAGGUUUUUUUAACCUUUGAUCGCUUGUUUUCAUGUUAAUUGGUAAUUGACGGAAUAGAAGGAAAAAUCAAUUUGUUAGAAUGGCCCCAGGCCACUUUUUCCAAUGUUUCCAAAAUACAUACACAUGUGAACAUUCAUCAAUAUCAGCAUGUGUUUAUGAGUUUGAUCCUCAGAUCAGUCGCCUGUUCUUGCUGCAGAAACAAAAGACUGAAGAAGAAGAGAGAGAGAUUGGAGGUAGAGGGUGAGGGUGAGGGUGAGAGUGGGCACAAGAGACACUGUGUGGUUUAUAUAUUUCAUAUACAGUAGAAACAAAGGGGAUUUUUUAAUUAGAGUAGAGUGGGCUGAGCAGAGAUUGAUAUUCAAUGCAUGUGUGAGGGAGAGAGGGGGAAGCUAUACAAGGUGGGUUGAGUAUUUUAUUGUAGCUGGGAAGCAAAGGUUAAAAGUGGACUUCUUCAGUCGCCCUCCAACCGCAGCUUUGGUCAUGUGACAGAUGGCCAAGAAGUGCUAAAUAAGUGCUAAUGUUGGGGCUAACAACUGAAUGUCGGCCCAUCACUUAAAUACUGGUAAUAGCUGUCAACACAGCAGACAGGCCACCACAGCUGCUCCUUUUUCAUUGGUUCUUCAAUAAAGGGAAAUAUGUUCAGUACAAUGUAGUACAAUGCAGGUAAAUAAAACAACGGAACUGGUCAGCAGAAGUAUGGGCACAUACAUGAAGUAGCCGUGCUGCAUGAAAAUUUUUUGCAUUGCCUGGCAACAGUUCAGAGCCAGGGUUGUUGGUAGGCCAAAUGCAUGAGACAGCAAUAUAUUGUUGGAACUUUUGAAAGUGUCACAUGAGAGCAAUAAUGCACUGUUAACUGUGCUGUUAUACUGUAUAUUAUGGCUGUCAUUUUUUUCUGGUACUUGUGCUUUGAUUUAUCUAGAGAUGCAACAAUUCAUUUUUUUUCCGAUCCAAUCUGAUACCGAUACCUGGGCUGGGUCGAUCUAAUACUACUGUUGAAUGAAUGAGCUGUAUACCUUGCCCUGUGAGUGAAGGCAUCAGGCCUGGCAUUGUCCUUGUUAAAAAAGGUACCAUAUUACCGUAGAUAUAAAUUUACUGAAUAUUAUUACACAUUAGCACACAACAAAAAGAAGUCAGACAUCCAUGUAAACAUUUAGUGCAAAAGGAUAGACAGACUUAGAAUACAGAGCAAACAGAAUCAUUGUAUUGCUGUGUAUGAUAUUAAUUAAAGAAAAAAAAAGACUGGAUCAGAAUGCUGGAUCGGCUUCAUUCAUCAGAUAUCCAAUCCAGCUAAUUUGUCAAUAUCGGAGCCAAUAUCCGCUCCAAAUAUUGGAUCGGUGCAUCCCUAGAUUUACCUAAUGUAUGCCUCAUUGAGUUGAUUGAAAUCACAGAGAAUUGUUAGACUUUUACAACUAGGCUUGACUUUGGUGAAACGUUUUAAUAAUUCCACCCAUCUACACAUGUUGCUAGUAGCUUUUCUAUGCCGCCUCCGCUCUCUGUUUUCAUUAGAUCACCCGUCAAUCACAGAGAUACUGAUAUGUCGUGAGACUUUAGUUCUCUUUUGAAAAUAUUUGUGUAGGUGACACUUCUUUCUUUUGCCUGCCCACGCCCAGCUUUGGUAACAGUUUCAGUCUAUCUUUAAUAAUUUGCAUGCUACUGUUGCUGUGGUUGUAAAUGUGGAAAUAAGAGCGUGUCCUGUUAGGUACUACACUGUAAACAGACAUCCGUUUUUAUUCAACUAUGUUAAGCAGCAUUUGCAUUUUUAUUCAUUUGAUUUAGCUUCUCAGUUAGAUGACGACCAAAACUGAGAGCAGGGUGACAUUGGCAGCAGCUGUGGCAAACUGUUGCCCUCAUGUUUGAUCGGCUGAGCUCCAACCCCGGCGGCACGGUGUGGUUGCCAGUACAAGUCUUCUCGGGGAUGGCUGUGUGACCCUGAGGGACUUAGCAGCGUGUUCUCCCUGAGAGAGGCUGCAGCACAGACAUGCCCAGUCAACACAGAAACCACCGAACCAUUCAGUCAGACCAAACAAGCCAAUGUGUGAAUCAUUCAACCAUGGAGAGGGCUUGCUAUGACUAUGUUCUGCUUUUCGGCAGGUCAAGGUUGGGUGACAUUCAUUUUAACUUUCCAAAUAGAUUUUUGAGCUACAUGUUUUUUUUUGGUGCAGUCAUAUCUGCCAGCAAGUCAGUCCAAGAUAUCACCUUGUAAAGACGUGUUUCCACUCUGGUUAUAGAUAUGUUAUUGUCCCCUAAUUACAGUGUAAGAGAAGUACCUAAAUUACUGUGCUCGCUCCUUAAUUAUAGUGAUAAAUGUUUCCUGGCAUCAUGUUAAGUUAUAUUCUGCGCACUUGGAGCCUGUUUGCAUUGGCAUUGGCUUUCUCCUGCAAUAACUCUGAAACAACCCACACAGCACUGGGACACAAUAGCAUGCCUACAUCACAGGCAGCGCACUCUGGAGGCUCUGGUUCCUUUUACUUAACAUGACGUGACCGUUUUCUUUUUAUCUGGAGUGAGAUAGCAGGAAGGCUGACAGGGCUGCAGAGGCAAAACAUACACGGGCUCUUGUAGGAAGUACUCACCCAGGGGUCUAUGUUGUUUUGAAUAGAAAUGAUUGAGUUUGGAAAAAGCAAAGGAAUAAACUUUAAAAAAAAAUAACUGGAAGAUUGACUGCAGUAAAGCAAAUAUGGCCGAUAAAACAGAAGUCUAUGUUGUAUCCUGCAGGUUAUAAUCAGAUAAGUUGGGUUUAGCUGUUUUGCCUGCAGCUUUUUCUCUCUGUUUUCAUAUGAUCCAAAACAGGACAUCAUUUUCUUCCUGAGAGGAAGUACAUCCAGCUGAUUAGAUGUGCAAUAGAGAUGAUCAACCGCACACACAGACACACACUGACACAGUUUGUGCAUGGAGAUUGUGCGCAAGGAAACACACACUAGAUGCAACAUUGGCAUUCCAGACUUGAUUAAGUGGAUUUUAUUGAUUAUGGAUAGUUGUGGUUUAUGUUUUUUUAUGUGUGAAGCCAUAUACGGUAUUUAUGACAACAGCCAAUCACCCAUUAGAACAACCCACAUACACACACAUGUACUGCUACUACUGCGAGAACUACUACUACUACCACUCCUACUGUGACAUCUGUCAUGUUUAAGUGUGUAUUUCAACUUUAACACGCAUAUUUUCUCACCAAGCCCCUUCCCACAGAUAUCACUCAACAUCCCUCCCCCCUGCUAUCUCUCAGGGUCACAUGACCACACAGGAAGUAGCUGGGAACUCUUGUAAUUUAACCCUUUCAGUGCAUCUGGGAAUCAUAAUAAACUUUAAGCUUACUUCCCAGGGUCACACGUUUCAAACCGACUCUGGUUGUGGGAGGGAUAAAAAAGAGGUGUUGCAGACGGGCAAAGCCAACAAUGCCUGUUGUUGAAAAGGCUGCAAAUACCUGAUAAGCAAUCAUAUGGGACAGCUGGGGGGUAAGAGAGAAGAUGGAAAGCAGCAGGCGAUGAGUGACACAAAGCAUCCCCAAUUCUUGCACCCAUGUUGACCCCUCUGUGACUCCUCAUCUCUUAUAAGUGGUGUCAUGCCUGCAGCAAGGUGGCCCUAAAGCUACGUGACACUCUGAGGGUGAUUUAUAUGAGAGUAGCAGGAAGCCCUUGUUCUCAUCAAAGAUUAAGAGACAAGGGUGGGGAGCAUGACAGGAUGCAGGUUCAAGCCCAGUAUUUUUCCAUAACUUCCAGAUGUCAGUAGACAUGACCAGAUCAGUCACAAGGGUCUCAUGAGUUGAUGGCAGACCUUUCAGCUUUUGACCUGUAAUAUACAUUUUGAAAACAAGCAGAAAUAUAGUUUUAAAGUAGGAAUUAGGGCCUGACCAAUUUAUCGGCGAGCCAGUUAAAUCGGCCAGUUUUAGCCCGUUUUGAGAUGAGUUGGUAAUCGGCCAAAACUUGCAGAUUUUCACAGAUAUUUUCAUAAAUAAAAUGCGGAGAAUAAGAUUUCACUUGAAAAUGUUCCACCAUUUGAAAAGUUCCCUAACUUAUCCUGUAGAUGGCGCAGCGACCUCAUGACAAUCUUGAUCCACUUACUACCUCACAGCACAGCAGAGUGACCGAUCUGAAGCAGGCAGCUCAGGGACGCACGGAGUAGAGUGGUCCGCCUCAACGUUAAAUAAACCAGUUUGUGAAAUACACAAUAAGUCAACAAGUUUCAGUUCAACCCACUUCACGAUGUUCCCCUGUGUGCUAGUCUCGGUCAUGCCGAGUUAACGGUGAAGCACCAUGUAAUACGCAAGCUAAAGUAAGAGUUAGCCACCUGCUAUUAGCCUUGCUACACUGUUAGCCGUGCCAGUAACGGUAGAAUAAACAACAGUACACAUUACGUGAUCAAGCUACUUCUCUUUUUGAGGCAGCUGCAUGUCUCCAGAUGAGACUGGACCGGAAAUGAGUAACGUGAGUUAAGAUGCGGAGGCACCGAUCGAGGGGGGUUAGUUGAAAACGCUUUUCUGGUCCCAGUUUGAUCAGUCGGUCUUCCUGUCGGUGCGAAGAGCAGUAGCCUACAGUAUAUCUACAGUAAAUAUUUUUAGAACUUAAUAAAGAAAUUUAAAAAUCGUCCGUGGAAAUGGAAAUGUGACCCCCCCCCCACACACACUAAUCGGUAUUGGCCCCAAAAAAUCCAUAUCGGCCGGGCCCUAGUACGAAUGCACCAAUCUGAUAAUAUUGAGUAUAUGUGUUAAUUUGUUACCUUUUUUUUUUACAAGGCUAAUGUCAAGCCUGAUGCCGUCAGUUACAGGGCAAGGUAUACAGUUCAUUCAUUUAACAGUAGUAUUAGAUCAGUAUCGGAUAUCGACCAAUAUGCUCAGCCCAGGUAUCGUUAUUGGAUUGGAUCAGAAAAACAUGGAUUGUUGCAUCUCUAUUUUAAAGGUGUGUUUGGAUUAUCAAACCUAAUCUUGGGUGUUGUCUUAAUCUGUAUAAUCUUUGUGGUUGAAUUCAUCUGUGUUCUUGAAUAAACAGGCAUGUUUGUACAUGCAAACAGUGUGCAACUUGUAACUGAAAACAAGCCUAUUAGCUCAUCUGUGAGACGUUGGGAUGAGAACUGCAGUUACCUGUUGAACUGCUUCUCCACAUCCUCAGUCAAGUGUGAUUGUGGGAAUCCCUGCGGAGGCACGUAUCAUCCUUAAGCCGCUGCCAUGUUGAAUUUCUUUUUGUUGGUUACACAAGACCUAACUGUUCAUAUUAGUUUAUGAAAAAGUACCACAUGAGUAGGAGCUAGCUGUUGUGCUGUCUCUUCUCCUUCCUGUUUUCACCAAGAUCUUAUCCGACGUGGUCAAAUUUCAUCUGAAUGUUUCAUCUUGCAAACUCGAUUUUUCAGCAACCACAUUCCUGUUCUCAUUUCUCCUUUUAUUGGUGUCAUCCUGCCUGUCAGCGCACCUUAGCGAAUGAGUCAAUCUUCUCUCUGUCUCUGAUGCCCCAAUAAUCCUUUUACACAAUCGCAGCUAAUUGCAAUAGUAGAGCCUUGUGUGCUUGCAAAGCACUGAAUGAUUUAUAGCUUCGGCCUUUUGAUUGGCUCCAUUGGAUAAUGAUGACGAGAGCCAAAGAUUUUCAGCUUUUCUUGUCUGUUCACAGCUGAAAUAAAAAAGUAGUCUUCCAAUACAAGCUGUUGACGGGUAGAUUCAUUCAAUCUAAUUAAAAAAAACUUGAUAUGUGGCAGUAAAAUUGUCUCAUGGAUGCAAGAGUAACAAGAACACACUCUCACAGUAAAACCAUCUCAGCCAUGCCUGGUUAUUUAAGUCCGUUACUGUUCAUAGUCGGCGUUUGCACAUAUUUUGUACCUGUGUCAUUCUGCCAAGUCAACCAGCCUAGGGUGAUAGUUUUAAUGGAGCCCACACAUAAACACACACUCACUCAGCUACGCCAAAGAAAACAGACGCAUAUAAAAACGGCAAAAAAACACUUUCCUGCCGGGACUGACCUCAAUGCAGAGAAAAGGGAAGGCAGUGAAGCAGUGUGAAAUGAGUCUCACGUAACAUACAGAUCACAUGUCUCCACAACUAUUCAGCGAAAAGAAGCAAAGAACAUAAAAGAGGGAGCGCCUGACGUCUGAAGGAGCGCAGAUUAUUCAGUCAAAACAAGCACACGGACACAGGAAUCGGAGUGAAUGGUGACAUUGUUGUUGCCACGCGGCCUACUUUUCCUACUUCUUCCUCAUCCUACUUCCACCGUCUCUAGCCUUCUCCAGCCAUCACUUCCCUUUGUGUCCAGCUUCCUUCUUCCUCCCUGCGCACGACUGAGCCAAAGCGUUUGUUUUUGUCUUUGUUUCAAAAACAGGCGAUCUGCCAUCCUAAAAAUCAGACUAUAAAUAUCCUGGAUUGUUUUAGAAGCAGCUAAAAAAGCAAAAGUGGCUUUUUUCAAUCACCCAUCAUUCAUCUUUUGGUGAACUUUUUAUUUAGUCUUUACAUUCUUAUAAUAUUUUUACUUUGGCCGUUUCUCACACUCAAGUACUUUUCACAUAAAUCCUACCUCAGGAGUCAGAUCUGUUAUGUGUUAUCACUAGAGGACAUGCUGUGUGAUCCAUGUAGGUGGCCUUUGUGACCUACUUACACAUGAAGUAUCCCACAGUGUGAAAGCAUUGGAUUACUGCAUUCACUGCAGACCUGUUUGAAUUUCAUCAACCACGUUUUUAUAUUUCAUAAUAAUAAAAUAAUAAUAAUAAAAUAAUAAUAAUAACAGUAAUAAUAAUAAUGCAUUUUAUUUAUACACGUCUUUGAAAACACUCAAGGUCACCUUACAUAUCGUCAUUCGUGUUUGACCCCACCCAAAGGCGGCCCUAUGGGGCUAACAAGCAAUCACACAAUAGCUGUUUUAACAUGCAACAUUUUCCUCAAUACGGUUGAAAAUAAUCAUAUUAAGUGAAUCGGAUGUGACUUGUAUACAUGAACUUAAAAUACAGCGAUCCACGUUUAGUCAAUGUUUAAAUGGGCCCAGCCGAUCCGAUUGAUUAGCCCCUACGACUUAGCUUGUACGGCAUGUGCAAAAAGCAUCUCUACUUUCAAAGGUUUGAGUGAAGAGGUGCACUUCCAUUUCCGGCUUCUUGUUUACAUCUGGAAAAUGGACAUUGUCGUGUUUCAUCAUUUAAUUAUCUAUUUUAUCGAUUUGUUGUAUUUGGUCAUAACUUCCGGGUUUCCUAUUUCCUGUGAGCAUCGUUAUGUGACCGUACAAACUUGGGCACUUGCGCAGAACAGAUAACCCAGUCUAUCUACCAAAUAUGAUCCAGUCAGCUGUUUAUGUGUGGAAUCAAUCGUAAUGUCAAUCGAUGUAGACUACCUCCUACAAUACGAUCCAAGUGAGCCGGAUUUGCUAUGGUGUUAACAUGAUGCAUUUGUAAUCUGAUUGAAAGUAACAGAAAACACCUUCAAAAUUUAACUAUCAUUUAUCAUAAAUCAUUUUUUUUAAUAAUUCACCAAGAUGGACUAAAGAACAAAUCAAGAAGUCAACUUACCACAGAGAAGGAUCCCCUAAAUGAGAGGCAGCAGGGCAGCAGUCCCCCUCUCUUUUCUGCAGGCAACUCCUUGGUUUUCCCCUCUCAGGAGGACCAGGUGAAGCUGAUCACCAAUCAGUGAGUCCACCUGGAAAACAAAAAGGGGAAAAACAUGUACAAACAUACAGCCAUCUGAAGCUUUAGGGGAUUUCUCAUUUAACAACCACAUCUUUUUUAUAUCUGCACAGUUAAUCUUUCACUGUGUGCUGCCUGUAACUGUGUUAUGUGUAUCUGAGUAGCUACAAGUGAAUCACUGUCACAGUGUUGGAAGGAUGAUCAGAUGUGAGGUCGCUCAGAGUAGUGUGAAAUCAAGUCAGUCUUUAAAAGUGUUGAAAACAUGCUGAAGUUUUUCAUUCCUUCCCUGGAGUAACCCUUACUUCAUCACUUCCCUUUCCAGGGUUGUUUACAGUAGCUAUGUGAGCCUUCUUGUUGCAAUAGAAGUGCAAUGACCUACUUGUGUGUGUGCUGGUGAGAGUGUGCGUAGCUUAUGUUAUUCCAGUAAGGGAGAUGUAUCUGGCAUUUGAUCUGUCCAAGCCUGCAGUUGCUACACAGCCCGCUGUGAGAAUAAUGGUAUCAUGACCUCUACACAUAUGUAUGGGCACUAAUUCGCUCUCAUACUGUCACAUCUCAUUCUGCUCUGUUCUGCAGGCAGCCCCCAGACAGACAGACAGACAGACAGACAGACGGAUGGACAGACAGAGUGUCUGUCUGUUGCUCUCUCCCUGUCUGCCUCAUUGUGGUGGCAUGUGAAUCAUAUUAGCAAGCUUGUCAGAGAGAGUGUAAUUAAAUUCGAAGACCAGUCGCUGCAAAAAAGGUUUAUUUUCAACUGAAUGGAAUCAGUUUGAUUUUGAACUAAUGCUGGGGGGUCGGUCAAUUUCACGUGCAUCGUACCCUGUAGACAGCUGUCAAACAAACUCAGACAUAAAGGCCAACUCUGACAGUUUGCAGCUAUUAGUAGAACUGAUUUUACAAGUCCUUAUGUUAAACUUUUGUAUUAAAAAAAUGGACAAAUGUCCUUUAAUUUUUGGGUAACUAGAGAUGUCCCAGUACAACCUAUCCCCCCCCCCAACUCACUUAUAACACCAAAACUUUGGUCUUGGUUGAUACAAAGGUCCCUUCUAAUGCAAGGUAUUGUCCGUUUUUUAUACCAAAAUCCUACAUAUGCCAUCAAUCAUGCUUAUGUAUGUUGGUAAAAAUGUACCCUGCUCUGUGAAACCAGAAACAGCUAAACUCAAAGACCUACAAAACCUUCUAAAAGAGGCUGUGUAAUGUCAACAAAACACCACAUGCUGGGUUAGUUUUGAGUUUGUCGUCCUCGUUUGUUUCAUACACCCCUUUCAGGUGUCCCAUUCAAACAUUCAAACUGCAAAUGUUUUACAAUUGUGCUGAAAUAAUUCCUGGUCCAGGAUAAACCAGCUUUACCUUCGGUUACCUGCAGACCCCCACUUAUUGUUCCACAAUGCACUGCUUUGUUUAGAACAAUCCAGCAGUGUGUGCCAACAUCUUGUAUCCACCUUUCAGUCCUGAACACAUCUGCAGCCAACAGUGAAACCCCCUCCAGACUCAGACUAGUUCAGUAAGUCAGUCUGCUGGAUUGUUUUGGAAAUCCUCCCUCGUGAUUCCCUGCUCUCUUUGUGUCUCUUCUCUGAAGCCUGUCUUCCGGCCUUUUUUUGACACUGCUCCCUCCCUCCCUCCUCUCUCUCUCUCUUUUUCGCUCGUCUCUUGUCUCUCCCCCUCCUGGGCUUCUCCACUCAGCUGCACCCUCUUUUGGUUUUGCUCUUUAACCUCUUACCUUCCUUCCUCUUGGCGUUCCCUUCCCCCCUUUGCAGAUUUUAACAGUUAGUCAAAUUGUUCUCUAGUAAGCUUUAUUCAAUGGCGGCCAAUGAGCAUGGCGAACAAUUUCAUACAGAGCUUCCUACUAGUAAGUAUGUCACAAAGAAGGAGUAGGAGGCUAAAGUUAGAGUAAAAAUGACAGAUUUUUUUAAAUACAGGUUUUACACUGAGAUUUAUAUUUAAUCCAAAAGACUCUGUUUCUGUAUCCUCAUGUUUCUUUGUCCUCUCCACUUUUUCGUUUUUCUUUCUUAGCCUUUUUCCCCCCACUGCAUGCAGUAGCACAUGGAGCCCACAUGUUGUGCCAAUCAGUCUUUGUGUCAGACUGUGUGUGUGUAUGUGUGUGAAUGCUUCAAUAUGUCUGCAGUGUAAGCAUUUGUGAAUUUGAGUGUGUGUGCAUAUUUCUUUCUGUCUUUUGGGAUUUCAAGUUGAAAUUCAGUAAGAAUACUAGUUUAUGGAUGUGUGCAUUUGUGUGUGUAUGUGUGUGUGUUGGGGUCAGUAUUUAGCACACUUUCUGUCUGCAUUGCUGCUUACAACAUGUCUGCCUGUCAACUUUUAUGAUUGUGUGUGUGUGUGUGUGUGUGUGUGUGUGUGUGUGUGUGUGUGUGUGUGUGUGUGUGUGUUGUCUCUGCUGACAGUAAGUCUGUCUGUCGCCUCCACUCUCUAUCUCACACACACAGGCUGUCCUGCUCAGAAUUAAAUCCUAACACACACAGUGACACCCCAAUACGCACACACACUCACUCCUCAUCCAGCUCAGACAUAUUAAUACCCUUUUUUUUAAUUCCCUCCUCCACAUGUGUGUGGCUGAAGUCGAUGUGUGUAAUGGAAAGCAUGUGUGUGAUAUGUCGAGGACUUAGCGCUUGAAAGAAAACUAGCAUUUGGUCAAUGUGACACUUUAAACGUGCACAUGGAGCAUGCUGCGCCUGUCUGUAUAUGUGUUUUUGUGUGAAUGUGUGUGUGUGUGUGUGUGUGUGUGAGAUGGGGUUGGGGGGCAGUUGGGCAGGUGCAGAGACAGCUGGUGUGGGCAACUCUAACCGAGGGGGAGGACGAGAGCGAGGGAGAGAUUCCUAGAGAAUGACAUGAAUAUAGGGUAGCAAUUGAGCAGCAAAAGAAGGGAAACGAGUGUUUGUAAGCGGGACCGUGUGUGUGCGAUGUUGCCAGUAGUGAAGCACUUUGAUAAAACACACUGAGCUAGUGUGCUUGAAUGAGACAGAUGGAGAAACAGGGGAAGACAAUGAGGCCAUUAAACCGCUUGUUUUACAGCGACAGAUAAGUGGAAAUAAAGAACUGACGAAGACGAGAGGUGUUGAGAGAAACAAAGAACUUACAGUGAACUCGGUUUUCCCUUUUCAAUGUGUGAUAAAGACAUAAAUCUCUUCAACUCCAAUGCCAGUAUCAUGACACAUUGGCAUUUUUAUUAUUAUUUUUUCUGCUAUAUUUGCUUGACGCUAUUUUUUAAUAGAUCAUUCACCACACAGUUUUAUGAUUCACCAUAACUCAGUUUGUUUUACUCUUUUUAGGAGAUAAUACUUUGUAAAGUUAGAAAUUAAAGGGCAAGCUCUUAUAGCUCAAUAAAUUUACCUCAUAAGUCGGCCUUUUUUAAACAGUUACGCUAACAUACCUUGAUAAUUCAUCGAUUUUCUCAGAUUUUUAUCCGACUGAAACGUUCUGCACAUGCUCAAGAGUUCAACAGGAAGCCAGGUAGCAAACAAAACCUUAACAGACAAAGAGGCAAUGUUAAAAAAGAGAUUAUGCCAACAUCCCUGUAACACGUUUUGAAGGUUUAGUACAGCCUCCAACAGGCUGACCUUAAACGUUUAUUGAUGAUUCCAGUUCUUCCAUGAACCUAAGUCCAAAACAUACAGUGGCACAAAGGAUAUUGUUAUUCCACUUUGUUCCUUUUUAAAUGUUCAAAGUCAACACAGCUGUCCACCAGAAGAUUUUAGAGCACUUUAUAAGUCCAUCUGCUAGCAAGCUUUAUGGAAAACACUGAUUUAUUUUCCAGGAGGAUCAGCACCUGCUCACAGUGCCAAAACUACUACCAAAGGUUUUACUUACCAUGAUAUCUCUGUCUUUGACUGGCCAGCCAACUCACCUUGACUUCAUCCCCAUUGAAGAUAUGUAGGCUUUUAAUGUUGAUCAGAGAUUGUUGAAUGAUAUCCAAGCUAGUCUGAGGCCUCAGUGAGUUUAUCUGAGUGACCGACAUGUCUUCAGUAUAAAGUCUAAAGUGUCAGAGCUUGAAUUAAAGAUGGAGCUGGAGAUGUCAUUCAUUUUAAUGGUUUUGAAAGUCUUGUAUGUCAGCUGUGUGAGAAAAAAAUCAUUCAAGUACCAAAGCGCUCGCAUCUAUUUCUGUGUUUUAUAAUUGGAAACACAGAAAUAGAUGCUAAAGCUCUGUGUCAGUACAUAGUUCAUGAUUUAUUUGCAGCAAACUUGCACUAAAGUAUAAAUAUCUGAUGCGGGUCAUUUGAACAGGAGUAGGCAGAUGAACUGAGUUUGGUUUCAUAACACUCUCAGACUUGUAUUUCUCAAAUAGACUAAAACCACAAAUAUCAGAGAAGGGAACUGGUGUUAUAGAAUAUCAAUGUAAGAGCUGCCGAAAACUGAAAGAAACCUACAGUUUCAUAAGGCAUAAGGAGAAACGGCAAAAAAAAAAUUGCACCAAGCUGAAGAGGGCAAACAUUUUCAAGAUCUGUUUCCUGUAAAAAAUAAAGCUAAUAUAGUUAUCUCUUCAGUUCAUCAUGAGAGCCAAUGGGUGUUUUUCCACAUUUGAUUUUACAUUUUCAUCUUUCUGUUGUGAACCACUAAAAGAAUAUGUUUUUAAAUAUCCAUCUCUCGCCUGUUUCUUUGUCUGUCCUCUCUUUUCCCUGCCACAUGUGAUGCAAUGGAAGGAUACUGCCCUCUAGUGUUCAGACAAGACCACUUGUGACUUAAUGCACCACGUCAUGCAGAGACAGAAAUGCCUCUGCUAGUCUAUUUUCAGUAUGAGCACAGUUAGGGACUAAGAAUAGAGUCGACAAUGAGGGUCUCUCUUCAUGUGUCAGUUUUUAAAAAGUUCAUAACUUCUGAAUAUGUUGCUUAAUGAGUGCUUUCCUUUUCUUUUCUUCUGUGUUUCAUAGGAGGAGGCCAUCCCAGAGCUUGAGAUAGACGUGGAUGAGCUGCUGGAUAUGCCUAGUGACGUUGAGCGGGCAGCCAGGGUCAAGGUAAGAUAUGAAUGUAGACUUUUAAUAUAGAUUUAAAUGUUGGAAGAGCUCUAUAUGACUAAAACUCUAUGUUGUCUGUCUGAUUGUUCGCAGGACCUGCUGGUUGACUGUUUUAAACCUACUGAGGUGAGGUUAUUAGUUUAUUUUUAUUAGGGCCCGACCGAUAUGGACUUUUUGGAGCCGAUACCGACUAUAAGGGGGGGAGAAAUCCGAUAACCGAUUAAUCGGUCGAUUUUUUAAAUAUUUUUUACAGUAUUUAUUACAGUAUGUUAUAUACUGUAGAUAUACUGUAGGCUACUGCUCUUCACACUGACAGGAAGACCGACUGAUCAAACUUGGAUCAGAAAAACGUAUUAAACUAACACCCCCCCGGCCACCGCCGAUUGGUGCCUCCGCAUCUUAACUCGCGUUACUCAUUUCCGGUCUGGUCUCAUCUGGAGACAUGCAGCUGCCUCAGUAAGAGAAGUACCUCGAUCACGUAAUGUGUACUGUUGUUUACUCUACCGUUACUGGCAAGGCUAACAUUGUAGCAAGGCUAAUAGCAGAUGGCUAACUCUAACUUUAGCUUGCAUAUUAUGUGGUGCUUCACCAUUUACUCGGCGUGACCGAGACCAGCACAGCGGGGAACAUCGUGAAGUGGGUUGAACUGAAACUUGUUGACUUAUUGUGUAUUUCACAAACUGGUUUAUUUAACGUUGAGGCGGACCACUCUCCUCUGUGCGUCCCUGAGCUGUCUGCUUCAGAUCCGUAACUCUGCUGCGCCAUCUACAGGAUAAGUCGGGGAACUUUUCAAAUGGCGGAACAUUUUCGAAGUGAAAUCGAAUCUUAUUCUCCGCAUUUUAUUUUUCUUAAAAUAUCAGUGAAAAUCGGUGAGCUUUAGCCAAUUACCGAUUAGUCUCAGUAUUAGUGGCCGAUUUAAACAGCUCGCCGAUAAAUCAGUCGGGCCCUAAUUUUUACCCUAACAUCAAUGUCCGUCUUGUAUCUAUGCACUGUGGGGUUUUUUUGUCUCUGACUUUCCAUUGUGUGUUUAAUCUCCUGUAGGACUUUAUCUCAGAGCUGCUCGACAAGAUCCGAGGGAUGCAGAAGCUCUCCACGCCUCAGAAGAAAUGA